Messenger RNA from Moneuplotes crassus, 557 nucleotides. The record is from the annotation of a GenBank genome assembly. Lineage: Eukaryota; Ciliophora; Spirotrichea; Euplotida; Euplotidae.
AUGGAGCAAACAAAGAGAUCUAGGAAUAAGUUAAAGGUAAAGAAAAUAAAGGAAGAAAUUAAGACUAAAAGCAUCAGCCAGUUAGCUUCUCAGCCAGGCUCACACCCUCUCAUGAGCAUUUUCAAGAAGACUUAUCAAAAUCCUUCAGAUAAUUGCUUCGAGAUGGCCAAUGAAUAUGACACUUCAGCUAACCAAACUGAGAGAGACCUUUUUGAUAAAAUUAGUGGAAGGAUUAACUCUGAUAAUAAUCAGAUUAAUAAGUUCGAAGAAACUUCUCCUGCCUUCUAUCAGACAAUGAAUGUUCUCCCAAAAUACAAGCAAUCUGAAGGCAAACUUAGUCAUAGAAUUUCUCAAUGAAGUGGGAGAAGAUCUAGUUUAGGCGAAACUCUCAGCAAUUUUGGAGCAUUCAAAAGCAGAAGCCAUAGUAAAAAUAGCCAGGAUUUGACUGGAAGAAAUCACCAACAAGUAUGAACAUAUAUUGGUUGACAAACUAUAGAAAUAUGAUCCUCUUCAUCUUCAAACUCCCUUUGUUACAAUAAAGUCUAAGAUAGUUUAUU